AUGGGAAGGGAUAUAGAGUGCAAGAUGAAUCAUUUAACUGUGCUAUUGAUCUCGCCAGCUAUUAUACCAUUAGAUGUAGCCGUUAUUGAUGUACCCGACCGGAGGGUAUUUAUUUUGAGCAAUGAAACAGAAAUGAUACCGUUGAAGCAUAAUGGAUUGAUAGUACUGGAUCCAGACAGACGCACUCAUACUAUAAUCGUCUAUGAACCAGAGAUUUAUUUACGUUUUGUGCAAUGUAUCGAAGUAUCUUCAUGUUCAGCAUUCUUAAAACCAGAAACGAUGAAACGUAUUUCGGACGAUUUUUGUUGGGCCUUUUUGGGUGAUCACUUCAGCAUACCUGAAAAUAUGCCUCAAAAAGCACGAAUUUGGAUGCAAUUUAUGCAAAUUUUAUCGGGAACAAAAGUACCACCUCUCAGUGAUGGCUACAUUUCUAUAUAUGAUCAACUUGAAAACAGUGAUAGUCAUCAAAUUAUCUCUUCUAAUUCAUUUGAAUUAACUUUCACUGGCAACUAUUAG
Acanthocheilonema viteae is the source of this 516-nucleotide messenger RNA. The record is from the annotation of a GenBank genome assembly. NCBI's taxonomy places the organism in Eukaryota, Metazoa, Nematoda, Chromadorea, Rhabditida, Onchocercidae.